This is a messenger RNA of Trametes versicolor FP-101664 SS1, 4462 nucleotides long. Its product is annotated as cleavage/polyadenylation factor CFT1. The record is from RefSeq and is a predicted model, not a curated record. The transcript is spliced from 22 exons. Gene Ontology annotation, molecular function: nucleic acid binding; protein binding. NCBI's taxonomy places the organism in Eukaryota, Fungi, Basidiomycota, Agaricomycetes, Polyporales, Polyporaceae. Bases 85 to 4380 code for a protein of 1431 amino acids. Gene Ontology annotation, cellular component: nucleus; mRNA cleavage and polyadenylation specificity factor complex.
GCUGCGGUGAACUGGUGAACCACUUGGACGACGACGACCACUCCGCUGCAUUUCAUUUGUGUAUGAAGUGGGCAGAGACAAACGAUGCAAGCCCUACGCCAGGAGAUUCUCCCGCCAAGCGGAGUUGAGUUCGCGACAUGUCUCAACUUCACCCCGUCUACGCUCUCCGACGCCGGACCCUCAACUUCUCAGAGUGGCCGUACUCUCUUCAACGUGGUCGUUGCGCGCGCAAGCCACCUUCGCAUCUUCGAGGUCCGAGAAGAACCCGCCCCUAUAUCUGCCCACCGGGAAGAUGAGAAGGACAGGCGCGCUAGCGUGCGCAAGGGGACGGAGGCGGUGGAGGGCGAGGUCGAGAUGGACGCGUCCGGGGAGGGCUUCGUGAACAUGGGCUCGGUCAAGCCUACUGGUCAGAACGGCGUUGCCCACCCCGCCACUGUCAACAAGUUCUACCUCGUCCGUGAACACCGGCUGCAUGGCACCGUAACAGGUCUAGAGGCCGUCCGCACGGUGCACUCACUAGAAGACAAGCUGGACAGGCUGCUCGUAUCCUUCAAGGACGCAAAGAUCGCAUUGCUCGAAUGGUCCGACGCUAUACAUGAUGUUAUGACCGUCUCUAUUCACACCUAUGAGCGGGCUCCUCAGCUAAUGGCUCUCGACUCGCCACUCUUCCGCGGAGAACUUCGUGUGGACCCACUGUCUCGCUGCGCUGCGCUUUCACUGCCAAAAGACUCCCUGGCCAUCCUCCCCUUCUACCAGAGUCAAGCCGAGCUAGACUUGAUGGAACAGGAGUCAAGCCAGGCACGCGACGUACCCUACUCCCCGAGUUUCGUUCUCGACCUCGCAAACGACGUCGAUCAACGAAUACGCAACGUGAUCGACUUCGCAUUCCUCCCCGGCUUCAACAACCCCACGGUCGCAGUUUUGUGCCAGUAUCAGCAGACGUGGACAGGACGUCUGAAAGAGUAUAAAGACACUGUGGGGCUCUUCAUAUUCACUCUCGACCUGGUGACAAACAACUACCCCCUGAUCACUGCCGUCGACGGUCUGCCAUACGACUGCCUCUCGCUGACGCCCUGUUCAACCGCCAUCGGUGGGGUGUUCAUACUUGCCAGCAAUGCCAUCAUCUUCGUUGACCAGGCCUCCCGCCGCGUCAUCCUCCCGGUGAAUGGGUGGCCGCCUCGGACGAGCGACCUAACGAUGCCGUCGCUCACGCCUCAGGAGCAGCUUCGGAACCUGCAGCUCGAGGGCGCCCGCUUCACAUUUGUGGACGACAAGACGCUCUUCGUCAUCCUGAAGGACGGCACCGUACAUCCCGUCGAGCUCGUCCUGGACGGGAAGACGGUGUCGCGUCUGUCGAUGGCUGAUGCACUUGCGCGCACGACUAUCCCAGCUGUCGUCGCGAGGGUCAGGGAUGACUACCUCUUCGUCGGAAGCAUGGUUGGGCCCUCAGUGCUCCUGCGUACUGCGCAUGUAGAAGAGGUGAUCAAAGAGGAAGACGUGGAUAUGGAUGCCGGUCCUGCGACUGUUGUAGCUCCUGCAGACACAAUGGAUCUUGAUGAUGACGAUGAUCUCUAUGGCCCCUCUGGCAAUGGGGAACAGCCUUCGGCGAACGGGGCUACGAACGGAACCGUCGAUUCAGUGAAGAAACGAACAGUUGUACGCCUUUCCUUGUGCGACGCGCUGCCUGCGCAUGGGGCUAUUUCGGACAUGGCAUUUGGACUGGCUCGCAAUGGGGAUCGAGUGGUUCCCGAGCUUAUAGCGGCAACGGGUUCAGGGGAGCUGGGAGGCUUCCACCUAUUCCAGAGAGACAUGCCCACCCGAUCAAAGCGCAAGCUGCAUGCGAUCGGAGGUGCUCGAGGGAUGUGGUCUCUGGCAGUCCGCCAAGCAAUGAAGGUCAGCGGCGGGACGCUCGAGCGUCCAAGUAGUCAAAACGACUCCGUGAUCAUCAGCACGGACGCGAAUCCUUCUCCCGGUUUGUCUCGGAUUGCUACGCGGUCUGCACAUUCCGACAUCGCGAUCACCACUCGAAUACCGGGGACGACUCUAGGGGCUGCACCGUUCUUCCAGGGCACUGCUAUACUCCACAUCCUCUUCAACGUCACGAAUGCCAUCAGGGUACUCGAACCUGACGGGACUGAGCGGCAAAUCAUCAAGGACCUGGAAGGCACCGCCCCGCGGCCAAAGAUCAAGUCUUGUAGCAUAUGUGACCCGUUCGUGCUUAUCAUUCGCGAAGACGACACCAUUGGACUGUUCAUCGGGGAACUCGAGCGGGGAAAGAUCAGGCGAAAGGAUAUGUCUCCAAUGGGUGACAAGACCUCUCGCUAUGUCGCAGGCGGUUUCUUCACAGACACGAGUGGUCUCUUGCAGACGUUCGUGAACGAGCAGGCGCCAGCAGAAAACGUGACGUCGACGCUGCAGGGAGCGAUGAACGCAGGAAACAAGAGUCAAUGGCUGAUCCUCGUCCGUCCACAAGGCGUAGUCGAGCUUUGGACGCUCCCGAAGCUCACGCUCGCUUUCUCCACGACGCUGCUGGCGACGCUGGACCCUAUACUAACAGACUCGUACGACGGUCCUGCGCUCUCCCUGCCACAGGAUCCUCCAAGGAAGCCGCAGGAGCUCGACAUCGACCAGAUCGUCAUUGCGCCUCUGGGAGAAUCACGACCACGCCCGCAUCUCAUUGUCCUGCUGCGCUCAGGGCAGCUCGCAGUCUAUGAGGCAGUCGCCAUCCCACCACCCCCUGAACCGCUGCCCUCUACCCGAUCAUCGACGCUCCUGGUGAAGUUCGUGAAGGUGGCGUCGAAGGCAUUUGAUAUCCAGCACCCCGAGGAGGAGCAGAAGUCAGUCCUAGCCGAGCAGAAGCGCAUCUCACGCCUGUUGGUGCCCUUCGUAACGUCGCCUGCGCCAGGCCAGACGUUUUCGGGGGUCUUCUUCACAGGCGAUCGGCCCUCCUGGAUUCUCUCCACUGACAAAGGCGGCGUGAAAGUCUUCCCUUCGGGACACAGCGUCGUGCAGGCGUUCACCACCUCCUCGCUUUGGGAGUCCCGCGGCGACUUCCUGCUCUAUUCGGAGGAGGGCCCCAGCCUCGUAGAAUGGAUGCCUGACGUCCAGCUAGACGGCCAUCUCCCCGCGCGCUCCGUCCCACGCUCGCGGCCGUACUCCAACGUCGUGUUUGAUGCCUCGACCUCAUUAAUUGUCGCCGCGUCCUCCUUCCAAAACCGAUUCGCGUCAUAUGACGAGGACGGGAACGUCGUCUGGGAGCCAGAUAGUCCAAACAUCUCGUCCCCGCUGUGCGAGUGCUCUACCCUGGAGCUUAUCUCUCCGGACGGCUGGAUCACCAUGGAUGGGUACGAGUUUGCUCCGAACGAGUUCGUGAACUGCAUAGUCUCGAUACCACUCGAGACUAUGAGUACCGAGUCUGGCAUGAAGGACUUCAUUGCCGUCGGGACCACGAUCAAUCGAGGCGAGGAUCUCGCGGUCAAAGGCGCAGUGUACAUUUUCGAGAUCGUCGAGGUGGUGCCAGACCCGAGCACGCACGUCAAGCGGUGGUGGCGACUGAAGCUCCUCUGCCGUGACGACGCAAAAGGCCCCGUCUCGUUCCUCUGCGGAAUAAACGGCUACCUCGUCUCAUCCAUGGGGCAGAAGAUCUUCGUGCGCGCCUUCGAUUUAGAUGAACGACUAGUCGGUGUGGCUUUCCUCGACGUCGGCGUGUAUGUCACCUCCCUGCGUGCAGUCAAGAACCUGCUCGUGAUUGGCGACGCUGUGAAGAGCGUCUGGUUCGUCGCGUUCCAGGAGGACCCGUACAAGCUCGUGGUCCUCGGCAAGGACCCCCAACUCUGCUGCAUCACCAGGGCCGACCUGUUCUUCGCGGACGGGCAGUUGUCUAUUGUCACUUGUGACGAGGAGGGUAUCGUUAGACUAUACGCUUACGAUCCUCAUGACCCGGAGUCAAAGAGCGGGCAGCACUUGCUCCGGCGUACGGAAUUUCACGGCCAAUCCGAGUACCGGAGCUCGAUGCUGGUGGCCCGUAGGCCGAAGAAUGGCGACCCGGAGAUCCCGCAAGCGCGCCUCGUCUGUGGCUCGGUGGACGGCUCCCUGAGCACGCUUACCUACGUGGACGAGGCAGCCUCGAAGCGCCUUCACCUCCUUCAAGGGCAGCUGAUCCGCACUGUGCAGCAUGUGGCGGCACUGAACCCCAAGGCGUUCCGCAUGGUGCGGAACGAGUAUGUCUCGAGGCCACUAUCAAAGGGCAUCCUCGACGGGAACCUCCUCGCGACGUUCGAGGACUUGCCCAUCGCCCGCCAGAACGAAGUCACCCGCCAGAUUGGCACAGACCGCGCAACGGUUCUCAAGGACUGGGCGUCCCUAGUCGGGGCAUGGUGAUCCGCUGUACACAUAUGCGCGUCCGCUUCGCCGCUGCUGUAUUUCUUAGAACGCUGUGUUAAUGAUGUGUGGCUGACCCGCC